UGGCAUGCUGCCUUGUGAAGGAACUGAAGUCGUCCCUAAUAAUGCAAGAUCGCACACCUGUAUGCUCUCUGGUUUAUUCAUCGGCAAUGAAAAAGUACUUGUUAGAUUAUCAUUCGGGAUUGAUGGACCCAAACAAGUUGCCAUGAAACUUGCUGUCAGAUCUGAAGACGAAGUAAUUAGUGACGCUAUAGUCUAUACAUGGAAGUACGGCAGUCAGUGAUGUGGAGAUUGACAAUCUGGAACCCAAGCUUGCUUUGAGGGAUGUUAAUGCCUUGCCAUCUCCUUUUG
Dendrobium catenatum is the source of this 288-nucleotide messenger RNA. RefSeq names its product coatomer subunit gamma-1. Bases 5 to 220 code for a protein of 71 amino acids. The record is from RefSeq and is a predicted model, not a curated record. Gene Ontology annotation, biological process: endoplasmic reticulum to Golgi vesicle-mediated transport; intracellular protein transport; protein secretion. Gene Ontology annotation, cellular component: endoplasmic reticulum-Golgi intermediate compartment; COPI vesicle coat; endoplasmic reticulum. NCBI's taxonomy places the organism in Eukaryota, Viridiplantae, Streptophyta, Magnoliopsida, Asparagales, Orchidaceae. The transcript has a single exon.